UAACGUGUCACAGCAGCUACUGCAAGCCUUAUGACACUUAGCUGGGGUAAUCAUUACUCAAACUUGUUAGCCUUAGACGUGUUGGUCCCACAUUACCCUAGAGAAUGUUUGUGACUCAUGCUGUGGAAGUCUAGGUGUGGGAUUUGGGACCUCCUAAGUGUCUGUACAAUCUGAUGCUUUAUGGAGCUCCGCUGUAAGGUGUAGGACAUGGAUGAUGUGGAGUUUGGCUGGGUAUGUGGUUUGUUUGGUUUGGAAAUUUUUUGGUUAUUUGGCUUUGAGUUUUUUAAAAUAAGAUUUUGAAGGGAGGUAGAGGAAGGUAUGCUAUGUUUCUAGAGUCCUGUUUGGCAGUGUUCCACAUUAGCAGAGAUACAAAGAGUCUGUAAUAGUGAAUGGCUUGUUCAGUUAUAGCUGAAUUCAUCUAGUCUCUUUCACGCUGAGAAAUUACCUGGUUGUAAUUUGUAUGUUGUAUCUGUGCCAGAGGCCAAAAUGUUAGCAGGGAAGGACGUGUAUUGGGAGAAGCAGUGGAAAAAUUACAAUGAGUCAACAAGGUUGAAUUUAGGACUCCUCACAAGGGAAGCCUCGUUUAUUAAGCAACUUGAACUCUCCCUGUGAGCUCAUACGUGGAAAACAGGUUGAGCCAUGUGGGAGGGUGUUGCCCAGUGGAAUUUGUAGAUAAGGAUGCUUUAUACCUGCGUGUGCCCGAGAGGCCAGUUACAUUCUGCGGCUUCCAGAGGGAACGAGCCUCCAGAGGAGUACAGUUAUUCCAUUUUUCUUGUGGUGAGUUUAUUGAAAAGAGCUUUUGUUUCUUCCUCUCCUCCCUAUGCCUCCCUUCAAAUCUCAGAUUCCCAAACUCUGAGGUGUGAUAUGUGUGGUUUUCUUCACCAACAGAGCCAGGUAACACUACUGAGACCGCAAUGGCAUGGUGGAAGGCCUGGAGUGAAGCAGAGGGCAGGUCUGUGGCAGGUACUUUACAUUUUAAUGCUGCACCUGAUGCUCAGACUCUGUACAACGCCAUGAAAGGGCUGGGGACUGAUGAACAAGCUAUAAUUGAUGUCCUAACCAAGAGGAGCAAUGUGCAGCGUCAAGAGAUUGCCAAAUCCUUCAAAGCACAGUUUGGAAAGGAUCUGAUUGAAAGCCUGAAGUCUGAAUUGAGUGGCAACUUUGAGAGGCUCAUUGUAGCUCUCAUGUACCCCCCAUUCAAGUAUGAUGCCAAGGAGCUGUAUGAUGCCAUGAAGGGCGUGGGAACAAGAGAAAGUGUUAUCAUAGAGAUCCUGGCAUCUCGGACAAAAGCACAGAUCAAGGAGAUAAUCAAGGCGUACAAAGAAGCAUACGGUUCUGAUCUGGAGCAAGACAUAAAAUCAGAAACGAGCGGCUACUUGGAGCAGAUUCUGGUUUGCCUUCUUCAGGGUGAGAGGGACAAUGCCACCCUCUAUGUGGACACAGCCCUGGCUCUUCAGGAUGCAGAGGCUCUCUAUGCUGCUGGAGAGAAGAUUCGGGGCACUGAUGAGAUCCAGUUCAUCACCAUCCUGUGCAAAAGGAGUGCCACACACCUAAUGAAAGUGUUUGAAGAAUACCAGAAGCUGGCUGGUAAGAGCAUAGAAGACUCUAUCAAGAGUGAAACUCGUGGUUCACUUGAGGAUGCCAUGCUCGCUAUUGUGAAAUGCACCAGGAACAUCCGUUGCUACUUUGCAGAGAGGCUGUACAAUGCUUUAAAGGGGGCUGGCACCGAUGAUGGGACUCUGAUAAGGGUGCUUGUUUCUCGAAGUGAAGUUGACCUAAAUCUUAUCAAGCCUGAAUUCCAGCGCAUUGCAGGAAAGCCUCUCUCCACUAUGAUUUCGGAGGAUACCAGCGGCGAUUACAAGACAGCCUUGAUGAAUCUCUGUGGCAGUGACUGACAGACUCUAGGAGGAAGAUGCUGAAAAGGAUACAGAGAGAAGAUUAACAGUGAACAAGGCUCUGAAAAUGUACUUGUAGAAAAUCUUUCCAUUGAUCCAAGUGGGGGUGAAAAGAAGAUCAAAUUAAUGGCUGAGAUUUCCAAAGCUCUCUGAGGGAUGUGGAUGCCCAUUACACACUGAAUGUUAUCCACUUCCCAAGCACAGGGGGGAAUGUUAAUUUCUUGUUUCCAUUUUCUUCUUUGAAGUUUUCCUUGUAUUUUAACCCAUGGUGAAGGAUGGCACUUGACAUGGAAUUAAAGGUUCUUUUAAAUCCUC
Zonotrichia albicollis (white-throated sparrow) is the source of this 2210-nucleotide messenger RNA. The record is from RefSeq and is a predicted model, not a curated record. Lineage: Eukaryota; Metazoa; Chordata; Aves; Passeriformes; Passerellidae.